Formica exsecta is the source of this 6776-nucleotide messenger RNA. RefSeq names its product complexin (gene cpx). Gene Ontology annotation, cellular component: terminal bouton; SNARE complex. The record is from RefSeq and is a predicted model, not a curated record. Gene Ontology annotation, molecular function: syntaxin binding. The transcript is spliced from 5 exons. Lineage: Eukaryota; Metazoa; Arthropoda; Insecta; Hymenoptera; Formicidae. The coding region runs from base 390 to 812 and encodes 140 amino acids. Gene Ontology annotation, biological process: synaptic vesicle exocytosis; neurotransmitter transport; regulation of neurotransmitter secretion.
AAGCGCCGCUCAGUCUGAACUCAGGGUUCACUCAGUCUACGAACGUUUGCCACGAGACUUCGAUCUCUCGCCGCAUCGCACGUAACGCUAUCUCUAUCUCUCUCCUUCUCUCUUUCUGUUCACCCGCCUGUAUAUCUCUCUCCGCUUUUCUCCUUUUCCCCGCUUGGCAGAGAGGCAGGUAGGCCAAGCGGUGACCGGGGAGGCGUGCGUAGUAACCAUCCACGUCAACGGAAGUCUUGCCCGCGUGCUUUCGGUUACUUUCGGCCCCCAUAUAGUCGUCCCGUGCAACCCCCGCUGCUUCGUCCGCUUCGACCGGCUGCGGAUCUACCUGCGGCGCAACGAGAGAGAUUGUGACUUCGAUAGCGGUGCGAUAACUACAAAGUACCAAGAUGGCUGCAUUCGUGGCGAAGCAGAUGGUCGGGAACAAGCUCAAUGCGGUUAAAGGAGCAGUAGGCGGAGAAGGCGGUGACGAGGAUGACAAGGAGAAGGAAGAGGAAGCCGAGAGAGAGAGGCUGGAGGCUAUUAGAGAGGCUGAGGAGCGAAGAAAGGAGAAACAUCGCAAAAUGGAAGAAGAACGGGAGAAGAUGCGACAGGAGAUCAGAGACAAGUAUAACAUAAAAAAACGGGAAGAGAUACAGGAAAUGCCACAAGAAGAGCCUAAUCCUCUGAUGCGAAAGAAGAAAACGCCAGAAGAACUAGCGGCGGAGGCCGAGGCUGAGGAUGAAGACGAAUUCACCAAAUUGAGAAAUACGAUAGAAACACAGGUGAACGAGCUCAAAUCGCAAAUCGAAAGUAAGUGUAGCCUCCAAUGAGCCUAUCAUAUCGCGCGGUUUGCGAGAAAGAUGACGACGAUGCCGUACGUCGUCGUCGGAAUCGCGUCCGUCUGUCAUCCCCUGCUGCCCAAAGGAAUAAAAAAGAGAGUGGUAACAAAAAAGAUGCAGCGAGAAAGAGAAACGAUAUGCGGAGUAGUCAUCAGCAUUGGACACAUCGCCGUGUCGACCAAUCAUAAAUUGAUUCCAGAUCCAGCAAUCGAUUAAUCGAUCGUAGUUUAAAGCAAAAUGAAUGACGAGGACGAUUCAUUUCCCACGGAUUUUCAGGAGAUUCCUAAAGGAUUUUUCAUGGCCGUCAUAUUUGGAUGCAACUUUAGAAAUCGGAAGUGAUUCUAUUGACAAUUCUAUCUCGCAUGAAAAUUGAGAUUAGAGAUAAUCGAGAGUGAGAAAAAUUAUUAUUUUUACAGACAAACACGGAAUAAGUUUCUCUCUCACACACAUAUGAGAAAACUUAAAAAUUAUAAGAUAUUGAAAAUCGUAAAUUUUUACUAAAGCCAAAAAAAAAUAAUUGAAAAACUCGAAAGAAACUUAAAGAAAUGUUGGUAACUAGAAUCAUGGAAAGAAAAUUACUAACUAGAAAUACAAAACUAAAACUUAAAGAAGAAUUUAAUGCUGGAGAAAGAAAGCUUCAAGAAGUAUCAAAAUCUAACAAGGGAAAGUACAGAUGCCAAUAGAAUUUAAAAUAAAUUAUCAAUUAAAAACGAAAAAUGGAAUCUUAUAAAAUAACCUUAAGUAAAUAACAAUUAUAAAUAUUUGAACAAAGAUGUUAACCAAAUAAUUGAGUAAACUACUGGCGCAUUUAUAUAGUAGAUAGAAAAAAAUCGGGAAGAAAUCUUUAUAUAUAAAUCAUCAAGAUGACAAAGAAUAGGAUUGGAAAGUAUUGUUAAGAAAAUGUCAAGAUUAAUUCUCUCCCAAAUGAAGGACUAUAAAUUUUAAUCCAGAAUUUACAUACAAACUAGGAUGGACAUAAAAAAAUUCUCAAUGAAUGUCCUGAUAUUCCCCUGUAUAGUGCAACCAAGAGACACAAGCAUUAACGACAUUGAAGAAAAAUGAAGUAAAAAAUCAUUGGAGAAAAAUCGACACAAUCGAUGAUUGCCGCCUUGAAGAAGCACGGAAUGUGAGAAAUAUGUUUCUUGAAAGAUAUGAAGAAGAGAAGAUUGCAUAACCCAAUAAGUGUCAAAGGAAUUAGAAAUCUAAAAAUCUAAUCUCAUCUGAUUCAAAAGCAAACCGCGUGGCAAAACGGAAAAAGACUUCCAGAAGAGAGCGAGAGCAGAUAUGAUCGAAAUAUUGUGAUGGAAAAAUUCAGAAGACAAGAGUGAUAUAAAUGAUGAUGAAGAGAGAAAGAGAGAGAAUGCUGGCUCGACCAGAGUGUGAGUUUUUUAUGUAAUUGUUGCAGUUAAAACAAAGUGCGAAAUGACGUUGUUUUAUAUAGGAUAAUUAGGUGUUCUGUAGAAUGUGUUUAGUCGUAGUAUAUAGCUUAUAACACGACUUAAUUAUCUGCUAUAACAAGAAUGAAGUAUCCAACUGUAGAUAUACUGAGUUAUUUUCUAUUUAUAGUUCGUCUAGGUAUUCUACAGUUACAGAGAAUUUUUGGCGCAAUUUGGUGGUGGUGUGAAAAUCAACCAUUGAUUAUUGCGGGAGUUAAUGAGAAAUUUAUCGUUUAAUUAUUAUCAGUAUAUAUUAAUGUCUUUUUUUCUCUAAAUAUUUUAUAGAAUAUCUAGUUAUUCUAUGUUCUAAGAUCGAUUCAAGUCGUACACUACGAACGUUUCAGACAUGUUAAUUGAUUUUCGAAGAAAAAUCGCGAUCUUACGUUCUAUAGGGAAAAUCCAACGAAUAAGAGUCUCGGAUAAGGAUAUAAUAAUUAUCCUAUAUAACAGAACAUCUGACACAAAACAUUUUUGAAAUUUCCUCGGAAAUUUCCUGGGGGUUCGAGGCUUCUUAAAUUUCCGACAACCAAUAACGUUUGACGCAAAUAUAUUCGAUAAACUAUCGUGGAAAAAACGUCAAAUGACAUCUUUAAGAUCUUGCUACAGUUGCUGGACUACUGUCGGACACAGAGUCGGAUAUUUGAAUAUAAACCUCAAAAUUUCCCUAUUAGAUUGUCAAUUAACAGCUCAAACGUACUCGUCAUGCAAAAACUGUACUAACGUUUAUACCAUUACACAUAUACAGUUUCAAUUAAUUAUCUCUAAUUUUUCCGCUAUCUCUUUUUAUGAUAUUUAUAAACUCUUCUUAUUUAAACGAUAAUUGUCGCAGCUUUUGACUAUAAAACGAUGGCUUUCUAGCUUUACACAUUAUUUCCAUUAUGAGGUAAAAAGACAAGAUAUAAAAUUGUGCAUAAUAAUGGCAAUAUUUGAUCAAAAAUUUAAAAUCCUAAUAUCAAAAUAUGAUAUUAAUUAAAUAUGAUAAAAAUAUCAAACGAAAAUUAAAAUCUGUGAAUUUGUAUAUCAGGAAAAUUCUAGUUCUAACAUUUUAAUUGUAUCACUGAUGCCAAUGUUAGCAACUAUAUUAACUUUUAUAAAAUUAUAUUUGUAAAAUCAAUAUCUUAUUAAUUAUUCAUUGCGUUUCAAUAUUAUAUCGUAUCAAUAAUAAUAGAAAUAACUCUAUUUAUAAAGCAAGUGUCGGGCUAAUAAGAACUAAAACGCAGAAAUUAAAGCGCAAAAAUUUAUAUUCAGUAUAAUUUAAUUAUACAAAUAGAACAUUUCUUUCCUAUUUCGGGCCAUCUUCACCAAAUGUCAAAGUUUACAUAAAAAUAGAACAAUAAUGUUAGAAAUUUCAGACUGUAUCUCACUUCGACAUUAAUAUUCCAAUUUUAUUAUGACCAAUUUAAAUUUUGACAUUUGUUGAAGAUGGCCUGAGAUAUGGAACCGAACCGUUUUAUCUAUAUAAUUAAAUUAAUUUUAUUAAUUUAAUUUUUAUCUAUAUAAUUAAAUAUUGAAUAUAUAAAUUUUAGCGCUUCGAUUUCUGCACUUUUGCUUUUAUUAGCCUGAUACUUAUUCUACAUUAUAUUUUGUCUUUUUCCCCAAGAUUUCUCUACAAACACAAUACAUAAGACGUGCAAUAAACAUAUUAAAGAUAAAUAUCAACGAAUUAAAAACUCGACUCACGCAUUUAGCGUACAAUCAAGUUAAUAAUUCGUUAAGUAACAAAUUUAGAAAUUACAAUUGCAGUUUGAAUCUGCUAAUCUGCCUCACAAGAAUAUAUGCAGAAUUGACGAAAAUAAUUCCAACAGUUAAAUAAAGAUGAUAAAAUAAUUCGUCAACCACAAAAUUUUUUUAAAUUAUGCGAUGCUUCUUAAUCAGAGCAAAAAUUUAAAAUUUUUGCUAGUAGUCAAUGUUUUAUAGUCAAAAGUUAAGAACCUCUUUUAGAAUCUUGCAAAUCUUAUUACAAUGCAGCGUCACCUGGUCGCGCAGCAUACGACUCUCGGAGCAAAUAUAUGCUUGCAAAUAUCACGUGCUCGAAAAUGCAAGGCGCAGAAAGUUUAGCCCCUUAUGCUCGUCAUAAUGACGAUACACACAUAAAUAAAAGUAGAUAAAUAAAUAAGAAAAGACGAAAGAAGCAAAAAAAGAAACGUACGCUAGCACGUUAAGUUUUUAGGAAGAACUAUUCAGAUAAUGAAAAAUAAUAAAAAGUAGUUGUGUGAGUUAUAUAGUUGAUAGAACUUCGUUCGACGACUGUGUUAAUGUACUACGAGAAGAGGGCGAUGACGAAAGAGGAGUUCUUAUUAUUAUAUUGUUAUUGCCAUUAUUAGUGUAACGCUCUUCUGAUAUUGUUACGAGCCGGUAUUUAAAGGCAAACGGCGAGAACGCCAUGGAAAACGGUCAUCGAAAAACAUGAAGAUAACUAGAUGAUUGCUCUGCUAUUUAAAAACUGAAUAAGAUUAUUAAUUGAAGAAAUCAAAUAAAAAUAGUGAAAAAUGAUAUCAAGAAACAAGAACACAUACAAUUUCAUUAAAUUUAGAAACCAGAAAAAUGAAAACCGAUACAUAUAAACCAAACGCAGGGGGGUUAUUGGACUUCUUUCUGUUUUUCAAAUUUCUUAAAUUUUUUAUAGAAUCUUUCUUUAUAUUUUAAACAUUCUAUUACAUAUAUAAUUUAAUGUUAUUAUAAAAAAUAAUUGUAAUCUUUAAAUAUAAAAAUAUUAUUGCUCCGAGUUAUCGUAUUAUUUAAUAUCUAUUUAUUAGAAUUGUGAAUGUAUUUAUUUAACUGCUUUAUAAUUGACAUUAAAAUAUCUUUAAAUCCUCGUUUUUUUUCCUAUUUCAGAACAAAUUUUACAUACCAAAUCUUUUAAUGUUAUGUUUUGUUAGAUUUCUAAGAUUCCUAUAUAUUAUUAGAUUUUUAUUUUUAUAUUAAAUACGAAUGUAUGGACAAUGGAUGAACUAAAUAGAGCAUUGACUCUGAGAUUGAAAUUUAAUCAAUGUGUGACUUAAAAAUAUACAUAUUUAUAUGAUACUCUUCUCUCACUUAUCGAAACUGGAAACUUUUUAAAUUCAGUUUACAUUAAUCAGUUCUAUUAUCAUGCGGAAUAUUCUGCAGCCAUUGUGUAUCUUUCAAUUACAUGCGCACGCGCAUACACAUACGCACACACAUCCACAAACAUCAUGAGAAUUUUGAUAUAUCAAACCGCAUCUAAUUUUUGAUGUUAGACAUCUGACCUGCACUUUUUAGUUUAUUAUUAAAUACCUUUUAUUUAAUUUUUUAUGUUAAAUAUUACCAUAAAAUUUAAUCUUCUAAAUUUUUUUUAAAAGAACUGGGCUUUGAAUUUAUAUAUUUAGAGCGCUAAUAAUUAUAUAGAACUGUCAUAUAUCACUAAUAUAUAUACUCAAAAUAUGAGAUUUGUGUGCGGCAAGAAAUGGGAAUAUGUAUAAAAAGCGAGAGGGAAAAAAGACGUUUAAUAUACAUAUUAUAGAGCAAUUUUUGUACGGGAGACAGAGAGAAGCAAGAUGUAUUUCAUUAUUUGUAAGCAUUAAAUUUCUACACAUUAUAACGUUUCUUAAUCUUCACGCAAAUAGCAGGAUAAUGAUAUAAUAAAUUAAAAAGAAAAUUGGUUUCAUAAAUAAUAAAUGGCAAAUAAUAACGCGAUAAAUUUAUUUUAAUACAGUUUUGAUAAGAUAAUGUCAAAGCAAUUUAAUGACAAAAAGUAUUUUUAGUCAUUUAUUUGAUUUUUUCUUUAUUUAUAUUUAUUAAGUUAAUUGCUUAAUUAUCUUGUUAAGUGUUUUUUUGAUUUUUCAAACUUAAUCGUUCGAUAAUUUGAAUUUUAUGGCAAACUUUUACGUUUUUUUUCAAGCAACUUAAAAUAAAAUCGAAAAAAGUUUUGUUAUCUGAAUAAAUUUAUAAUUUGAUACAAAAGUUAGAUUUUAUAAAGUUUGAAAAAUUGAAAACAAGUUUAAUAAUAAAAUAAUUAGAGAAAUGAUUACAGAUCAGCUGGAUAUUAUUCCAUUAGCUUAUAGUUUUAAAAAUAUUAUUUUAAAUUAUCAUUUUAGAGAGAUAUAAUUAUUAAAGACCCCAUUUUCUAUCUUUCUCUUAAACUUGGAUCAUCUUCUGUCUCUUACUAUUUAAUGUUUCCGCUUACAAACUUGAUAUUACAGAUAUUUUCCUCUUUAUUAGCAAAAGAAUUCUGAAUUUCUAAUAUUUUAGAACUUUUUAAAUCAUAUCAAUUUUGUUUAGAUUCUAUAUUUCUUUUUUUUUUGUUUUUUAUCUUUCUCUUUCUUACUUUCUACUUAUUACGUUUUGCGCUUUUUUCUCUCUUAACCUAUUUCGCUGUGAUUUUUCCAUUCAAAUUUUAUAUUGUAACUUUGUAUUUAUAUUGUGCUUUAUCUGUAUGGUAUAUUGUAAAGAGAGAGAGAGGAGUAUCAGUGAUUCUUUCGGAAACAACUUGCAUGCUGUUGUGCGUAACUCCUUUAAAAUUAUGCGCACAACACAAACAUACAUACACACACAAAAUAAC